This is a messenger RNA of Akanthomyces muscarius, 930 nucleotides long. RefSeq lists its product as uncharacterized. The record is from RefSeq and is a predicted model, not a curated record. Lineage: Eukaryota; Fungi; Ascomycota; Sordariomycetes; Hypocreales; Cordycipitaceae. The coding region runs from base 1 to 930 and encodes 309 amino acids. The transcript has 3 exons.
AUGUCGCGAAAUCCGGCCGGGCUCGUCCUUACACUCUUGCUCGCGGUGGCUCAGCUCGCCUGCGCCUCAUCUGGCGACGAUGCAACUAGCCCUCAAGUGGGCGAAAUGUCUAUUGUUUUCCCGCAAAACGACACGUACGCCGUGGUCUCACCGUUUCCCGUCAUUUUUGGAUACCAAAAUGCGCCCGCGUUAUUAUCGUAUAAUUCAGAGCUGUCGUGGUCGGUUCAGUGCGCACAAGGCGCCCUCUACGGCUCCGACACUGUUAACGGUUACAAGUAUGCCGACGUGCCGUCCGGCGCGUACUACAUCCUGAAUUCGACCAAGACACUGCAGGAUGCUCUGCCUAGUGGCAGUAAGGACCCCAAGGGCCCUUAUGCUAACUGGCACGGCACAGAAGAUACUUGCUCCUUAAGCUGGGAGUUUCACUAUUGGACAGUCUGCUCCAAACAACCCAACGAUGCGACGCUGAUCCAGUCCGGUGUUGGAAAGAGGUCUGGCAAAAUGUAUUUUACAGUCCGAGUCGGGGCCAAGCUGCCAAGAGAUGCGAUUCGCGAUUACCAGGGCUGUGCGUUGAAAGGAACAGCCGAAAAAGUUGCCAAUAGUUCAACUGCAUGCCCCGACCUUCUUACGCAACCAGAGGCGCAGCCUUGUAACCUUGACGUCAGGGCAGCGGCCAGCAGCCUUGCGGGCGCUGCAGUCUCGCCAACCACGACGUUCACUGGCACGCCAACCUCGACCACAGCAGAGGCGACUACCAAGACAACAUCCUCUACCGACCCGCACGAGUGCAGCGAUGCAUACCUAGUUCAGACUAGUUUCCCGCGCUGGCGCACGGGAUUUGUUCCUCAAAUAGCUUCGAAGCCGAGCCCUCAUCUCGAAGAGGUCACAACGCAAGCCAUCGGGCUGUGCCAUUCAAAUUUUCUUCGUUAG